Molecule: messenger RNA, 1514 nt
Organism: Drosophila miranda
Lineage: Eukaryota; Metazoa; Arthropoda; Insecta; Diptera; Drosophilidae
Product: sister chromatid cohesion protein PDS5 homolog A-like
Exons: 6
Coding region: 401-1432 (343 amino acids)
Biological process (GO): DNA repair; mitotic sister chromatid cohesion
Cellular component (GO): chromatin; nucleus
Source: RefSeq, a predicted model, not a curated record
AAGAUAUCGUAGUUUUUUUAAGUUCAGAGAAAAGUUGGCAUGGAUCUACAAAAAGAACUUACCAUAUUUUUCGCCAUUUACCUCAAGUCGUUAAACUGUUUAAAUAGAGGGGGGUUAAGUGGGUUAAGUUCGUAAAUCCGCGGUCAUGAUGGCGUGCGACUCUGCAUAAAUGCCCUGCAAAAGUUUUUCUUUUUUAACAACAUACGCGCCGCUCAAAAAUAACCAAGACGUUGGAACAUGUGUAAAUAAACGUCCAUUCCAAAGUUAUUUGCAGUGAUUUCGUUUGUGUGCACCAAAAAGAAGCGGCUGAAAAUUGGCAAAGAAUUGUACCGCCGCUGCCCGUUGUGAAGAAAAAUCAGCGCCUGCCGAUUUCCGUCCUCUCCGGCUUCAGUGGGUGAGGAUGACGGACAUUGUUUAUCCGAACGGCUGUCGGCCAUUGGUGGAAGACCUGGGCACAGACGAGCUCAUACGCCGCCUUAAGACACUCGCCAAUGUCCUGCAGACCAUGGACCAGGAUGACAAUCUCUAUCAACAAUAUAUACCAUUGGCACUCCACCUGCUGGACGACUUCUUUAUGCAGCAUACAUCACGCGAUGUCCAACUGCUGAUAGCGUGCUGCAUAGCGGAUGUAUUGCGCGUAUAUGCGCCUGAGGCCCCCUACAAAGAGCAAGAUCAAAUCAAAUGCAUUUUCAAGUUUUUUAUCAAACAAUUGCACGGUCUAAAGGAUCCCCGCGAUCCGUCCUUCAAGCGUUACUUUUAUCUAUUGGAGAACUUAGCCCUUGUCAAGUCUUUCAACAUGUGCUUCGAGCUCGAGGACUGCCAGGAAAUCUUCCACGACCUGUUUAGUACCAUUUUUAAAAUUGUGAACGAUCAGCACAGUGCCAAGAUCACAAACUUUUUCCUGGACGUGCUGAGUGCCCUGAUAACCGAGGCUGACAAUUUGUCCGUGGAUCUUCUGGACCUCUUACUGAUUAACAUAGUGGAACCAAAUAAAUCAAGCAACAGAUGUGCUGCACAUAUAACCGAGCAACUGCUCGCCAAGACCGGUGACGCAUUGGAGUCCCCAAUCAAAAUGUUCUUUAACCGUGCAUUGGUCAUGGAUAAGCCGAACAACAAACUGUCUAUUACAAACAAAAUCUAUGAUAUCAUCUAUGAGCUUAAUCGCAUCAAUCCCGAUCUUCUGUACUCCGUGCUGCCCCAAUUGGAGAACAAACUUCUUUCCACUGAUGAUGCAGAAAGGCUGAAAGCCACCACGUUGCUGUCGCGCAUGUUCUCCGAGAAGGACUCGCAGCUGUCGCAGAAAUAUCAAAACCUGUUACGCACCUUCUUGGGCCGCUUCUGCGAUAUCUCGGAGGCAGUGCGUGUCAAGUGCGUACAAUCGCAUGAAUGGCCUGGCCUACAUCUACAAAGUGGCCAUCUGCGAACCAAAUGACUUGAGUGCUGAUGCCAAGCAGAGAGUGGACUGGAACAAGAACAAGAUACUGCACGGCUACUACAAGGUGGGUCUGGAGGAU